CUUGCAUAGAAAUCAUUCUCUCCACUCUGCUACUCCUGAGAACGCCUGAUCAACGUGGAUGGCCACGAGUAUAUUAAUUAUUGUGGCUGACCGCCUUGAGCCCCUCCCUGAAGCUGACUAGCCCAACUCAUUCUUGACCGUUUAUCCUCCCUCUUCGUUCUCGUUUCCUUUCUUGCACUGCCUUUUCAAAUAUCCUCUGCCUCCUGGCCCUAGUGUUCUGGCUUCAUAAAGAAUUGGAUUUUCUCCUGUGGCUACAUUCUUAGAGCUGCUGGAAGACUAUCUCUUAUUAUUGCCCAUCUCCACUCUCUCCAUCUCUGCCCCAACUUAACCUACCACGGGGAACUACCGGACCUCAAAGCCCUUACCUGCAGCCGUCACAACAACGCCCGCUUCUUAUCACAAUGGCAGCUCCUGCUGAGAAGCAGUCGUCUAAGUACGAUGACUAUGAUUUUCCAACCACCGCCCCCGAGGCUCAACCGGGCCACCCUGGCCACACCACUCCAGAGCAGGAUGCCAAAGUAGAGCAGCUCCGGAGCGAACUUGAGCAGGAGGGCUACACGGAGAGACUGGACACUCUCACUUUGCUUCGCUUCUUAAGAGCUCGAAAGUUUGAUGUUGCCGCAGCUAAAGCCAUGUUUAUUGCAAGCGAAAAGUGGAGGAAGGAAUUUGGCACGGAUGACCUUGCACGUACCUUCGAGUACACUGAAAAGCCGGAAGUCUUCAAGUAUUACCCUCAGUACUACCACAAAACGGACAAAGAUGGACGACCUGUCUAUAUUGAGAAACUGGGCAAUAUCAACAUCGCCGAAUUGCAGAAGAUCACUACCGACGAACGCAUGCUCAAAAACCUUGUUACCGAGUAUGAGAAACUUGCGGAUCCCCGUCUGCCCGCAUGCUCACGAAAAGCUGGCAAACUGCUCGAAACAUGCUGCAGUAUCAUUGACUUGAAGGGCGUUGGUAUUACAAGCGCCCCGUCCGUGUACGGCUAUCUCAAAAUGACUUCCGCCGUCUCUCAAAACUACUAUCCCGAGCGACUUGGAAAGCUGUAUUUGAUCAAUGCCCCGUGGGGUUUCAGCACCGUUUUCAGCGUAGUAAAGAGCUUCCUGGACCCUGUCACUGUUAACAAGAUUCAUGUCCUUGGCUCCGGAUACCAAUCCGAGCUGCUGAAGCAAGUUCCCAAAGAGAAUCUCCCCCAGCAGUACGGUGGCACCUGUCAGUGUGAGGGAGGAUGCGAGUACAGUGAUAUGGGCCCGUGGCGGGAACCCGAAUGGGCUAGAGAACCGAAGUGGGCAAACCCCAAGGGAAACAAGGGCGAUGUCCCGGCUGAGAACCCUGUCGCAGAAAAGCCGACAGAGGCGCCGGAGGCCCCUCAACCCGCGGCAUAG
Molecule: messenger RNA, 1385 nt
Organism: Aspergillus nidulans FGSC A4
Lineage: Eukaryota; Fungi; Ascomycota; Eurotiomycetes; Eurotiales; Aspergillaceae
Product: SEC14 family lipid-binding protein
Exons: 3
Coding region: 402-1385 (327 amino acids)
Biological process (GO): ascospore-type prospore membrane formation; intermembrane phospholipid transfer
Cellular component (GO): prospore membrane; cell tip; nucleus
Molecular function (GO): phosphatidylinositol transfer activity; phosphatidylcholine transfer activity
Source: RefSeq, a predicted model, not a curated record